Diceros bicornis minor is the source of this 3114-nucleotide messenger RNA. RefSeq names its product sphingomyelin synthase 2 (gene SGMS2). Gene Ontology annotation, molecular function: sphingomyelin synthase activity; ceramide cholinephosphotransferase activity. The coding region runs from base 1624 to 2721 and encodes 365 amino acids. NCBI's taxonomy places the organism in Eukaryota, Metazoa, Chordata, Mammalia, Perissodactyla, Rhinocerotidae. Gene Ontology annotation, cellular component: Golgi membrane; endoplasmic reticulum membrane. The transcript has 7 exons. The record is from RefSeq and is a predicted model, not a curated record. Gene Ontology annotation, biological process: sphingomyelin biosynthetic process; ceramide biosynthetic process.
UAAUGAAAUUUGCUAGGCAGUUAAAAGAUACAUACAUCAACUACUAAGUUGUGUGUGUGUUGUGUGUGUACCAAGUGCAGUUUGGUGGUUGAUCUCAGGCCAUUCUCUUAGGAUACUCAUAUUGUGGUUCUAUCAUCUGUAGACCUCUGGACAGUAGCAUAUAUUUUACUUCCACCCACAAACCAAAUUUCAGCUGCUUAACAUCCAUUAAAAUAGGGAAGGAUGAAUAUGUGGAGCACAGAGGAUUUUUAGGACAAUGAAACUACUCUGUAUGAUACUAUAAUGGUAGGUACACAUCAUUAUAAAUUUGUCCAAACUCAUAGAAUGUACAACAAGAGUGAACCCUAAUGUAAAGUAUGAUACUGGGAGACAAUGAUGUGUCAGUGUAGGUUCAUCAGUUGUAACAAAUAUACCGCUCUGUGGGCGAUGAUGAUGGAGGAAGCUGUGCGUGUGUGGGGGCAGGGGAAAUAUGGUCAAUCUCUGUACUUUCCGCUUUAUUUCACUGUGAAUCUAAAACGACUCUGAAAAAUGAAGUCUAUUAAGACAAUCCAUUGAAAGACCACAGCAGCUGUAUGUAUUUCAAAGGGAAUCUUCUGCCAUUUUGUCUGAAGGUGGCAGAUUGUACACUGCACAACAACGUGAGUUUCCAUGACACUUUGCCCUGCGUGGAGGCUGUCCCUCUGCCUGGCCUGCAAAGCCCUCAGAGAACUGGUCUCUCCCCCGCUCUGCUCUUCUCUACUCCUCCAUCAAAAUGCUUCAGCAAUACUUGCCUUUCCAUUCUUAAAACCUACCUGGCUCAUUCCUGCCUCAGGCCCUUUGAACCAGCUGCUCCCUAUGACUGGAUGGAGUGCUGCCCUGCCAUCACUAUUAAGUCUUAAGUCAUCCCCUCAGAGAGACUCCCUGACCUCUUGCUCUAAAUCAGCCACACCAGCCUUGCCCUGAUUCCGACUGACUGCUCUGAGUGGCGUCUGUCAGUCUCCUUGUUUAUCUGCGUGUUUGUUCCCAUGUUAGAAUGAGCAUCACGGGGGAAAGGAAUCUGCCUCCUGCACCGCUCCACCUCUGAACAGCGCCUGCCAGGUGUUAAAGCGAUCAUCCUCUUCCCCAUCUGACUCUUCGCAGAAAGGAGCUGCCACGAGACUGGGGUGUUGACUGUGCAAGGCCCAAGGUGGGGUCCGCUGUGCCGCCGUCUGCAGACAGUAGGGUGGUGCUUCCUGGUGUACAGCUGAGGCGUCCUCUGUGCCCGCUGACGGUUCGCUGCCUGCCGGCCGUCCUGCGGCUGCUCUGCUGCCUCCUCUUUUCCAGUGAAGACAUUUUGUAAAUGCCUGAGCACCGAACGUUUCUGUUUUAUCUUCAGGAGAGUCUUAGAGUUCAAGCUGUUCCAGGUGGGAUAGUAACAUCUUUUGGGGAAAGAGAAUUGGCUUGCUUUCCUGAAAGUGGCGAAUGUACAGCAGAGCUGCAUAGGAGGAACAGUAACCAGAUGGCCACCUUCUCCGUGUGUGCUCGGAAACAGAAUCGGCUGUAAGAGUCCAUGUUGAUCUUGGAAAUUGAAGGAUUAAAAAAAGUUAAGUUUCCACAAAGAACAAGAACUUUUCCAUCUCCCUUUUGAUCUGAAGACCGAGGACAAUGGAUAUCAUAGAGACAGCAAAACUUGAAGAACACAUGGAAAAUCAAACCAGCGAUCCUGCAAACACUUACACGAGACCUGCCGAACCUGUUGAAGAAGAAAACAAAAAUGGCAACAGUAAACCUAAGAGCUUAUCCAAUGGAUUGCGAAAGGGCACCAAAAAGUACCCAGACUACAUCCAAAUUGCUAUGCCCAAUGACUCGAGGAACAAAUUUCCCCUCGAGUGGUGGAAAACGGGCAUUGCCUUCGUGUACGCACUUUUCAACCUCGUCCUGACAACCGUCAUGAUCACAGUUGUACACGAGAGGGUCCCUCCCAAGGAGCUCAGCCCUCCACUCCCAGACAAGUUUUUUGAUUACAUUGAUCGGGUGAAAUGGGCAUUUUCUGUAUCAGAAAUAAAUGGAAUUAUAUUAGUUGGAUUAUGGAUUACCCAGUGGCUGUUUCUGAGAUACAAGUCAAUAGUGGGGCGCAGAUUCUUUUUUAUCAUUGGGACUUUAUACCUGUAUCGCUGUAUCACCAUGUAUGUCACCACUCUACCUGUGCCCGGAAUGCAUUUCCAGUGUGCUCCAAAGCUCAACGGCGACUCCCAGGCAAAAGUGCAGCGGAUCCUACGGUUGAUUUCCGGUGGCGGACUGUCCAUAACCGGAUCGCAUAUCUUGUGCGGGGACUUCCUCUUCAGUGGUCACACAGUUGUGCUGACACUUACGUAUUUGUUCAUCAAAGAAUAUUCGCCUCGUCACUUCUGGUGGUACCAUUUAAUCUGCUGGCUGCUGAGUGCCGCCGGGAUCAUCUGCAUUCUUGUAGCACACGAACACUAUACUGUCGAUGUGAUCGUUGCUUACUAUAUCACAACACGGCUGUUCUGGUGGUACCAUUCAAUGGCCAAUGAAAAGAACUUGAAGGUCUCUUCGCAGACUAACUUCUUGUCUCGAGCGUGGUGGUUCCCCAUCUUCUAUUUUUUUGAGAAAAAUGUACAAGGCUCAAUUCCUUGCUGCUUUUCCUGGCCGCUCUCCUGGCCUCCUGGCUGCUUUAAAUCUUCGUGCAAAAAGUACUCACGGGUCCAGAAGAUCGGUGAGGAUAAUGAGAAAUCUACCUGAAGAGCAAAACAGAGGCACCAGCUCUGAUACCAAAAGCGUUUACGCUGUAACCAAAGGUAUAGUUUUGUCUUUUUAUUUUAGGAGAACUUGACUGGUAAAUGAAGCAGUGGACCAAAUUUUGUGCAAACGAUUAGCAAGAUGAACGAAGUAUUACCCUUUGACUGGUUUUUGUUCAUCCUGAGAAAGAUGCAUUUUCCUGCAGCUCUUCCUCCGUUGGUGAUGAGGCCACCCUGGGAUUUGACUCAUGAGCUUGUUCAAGACGUGCCAAAAGACAUGCUGCUCCUCGCCCCGCUCUUUCCCCACCAAAGCCCGCAACAGAAUUUUUUCAGGAUUUUUUUCCCUCCAAGGUCAGAAGAAUUUGUUAACGUUUUAAAUAAAAUAUGUGGAUAUAUA